AUGAAUCCUGAGACAAAAAAAGACAAGGCCACUGGGGAAAGCCUUUCAAAUGAGCUUGGUGCCAAAGGAGACAUCAAGCAGACUUCAAGUCAAUCUUCCAAGACGGUGGGCAAACCUCAGAGGAAGACCUACGCCUGUGUCCUGAAAGAGGCCGCAGGGGGCUGGGAGAAGAUGGCCACACGGACCUGUCUGAUGACCGAGGAGAAGCAUCAAGACGUCCUCAGGUCAGCUGAGGCUGAGAAGCCCACUGCCAGAGAGAGGAAUCUGGCCAGGGAGGUUGAGAAGAUGAAGGUGGAGAGGAUCACCUUCAAGAACACAAUGCAGAAACUUCACCAGAAGCUCCUGACUGAAGUGAAAGCUCGUGUUCGAGCAGAAGAAGCUCUGGUUAGGGCUCGGACCACCCCGCGCCGCCGCGCCGCCGCCAAGAUGGAGGCAGAAAGAACCGCCAGCCUCUCAACAGCAAACUUGGUGGACCUCCAAAGGGCCCGACAGGAUCUGGAGGAUGGUUUGACCUCUCACCUCAGAGCCUGGGAGAAGGAGAGGGAGGAGCUGACAUCUCAGAGGAACCAGGCGGUCGAAGCCUUGAAGUUGUCCGAGCAGGGCCUCACUGUAGCCACAGCCAAGCUGCUGGAGGUGGGAAACAUGGCCCCCAAACCAGCUCAGCUUGGGGGAGAGUUCCAGACGGAGCUCUCUAGCCUCAGAGCUGAAAUCUGGGCGGCCCAAUCUGCCAGAAAGACGGCUGAAGCUAAAUGCAGCAUGACCAGGGCGAACCUCAUCACGCUGGAGAGGAACCUUCGGGCAGAAAUUGCAGAGAAGGAUGGAAAGAUCCUCGUCCUGUCCAGUGACAAGAAGGAGGCCCUCCAAGUGUCGCAGAAGGCAGAACAGGACCUGGAGGCUUUUAAAGCCAAUCUGAUGAAGAUGGCCAGUGUCAUGACCAGACUGCAAGUCAACUUGAGGGAGAAGGACAAGCGCUGCCAUGAUCUGGAGAAGGCCCUGGACCAAGUUCAGGAUGAAUCCCGUCACAUCAGAAAGGAGCUGAUUAGUAAAUGUGCAGAGAUGGAGGCUCGAGAGAAACAGGCUGCAGACACAGCUGAGGAGCUGCUGUCUCUACAGAAACAGGCUGAGCAAUCAGCAGCAGACCUGAAGGCUCUGCAGAAACAGGCUGAGCAAUCAGCAGCAGAACUGAAGGCUCUGCAGAAAGUGGCUGAGCAAUCAGCAGCAGACCUGGAGGAGGCUCUGCAGAAACAGGCUGAAACAAGGUGCCAGGCUCAGGAGACCCAAACUGAGGUCCCUCUCCACGCCGUCGCCCUCAACCUCUCCCUCAACUGCAUCGCCGCGGUGACCGACACCGACCUCGCCGCCUACCCUCGCCUACGCUCGCCUGAGCACCCUGCGUCUCCAUGGAUCCACACUGGAGAGAAGCCACAUCACUGUGAUACAUGUGGGAAGAGCUUUUCCUCAUCCAGUAACCUCAAGAAGCACAUGAGGAUCCACACUGGAGAGAAGCCCUACAGCUGUGACCUCUGUGGUAAAACCUUUGGCCAGGCUGACCAUUUCAGAGCUCAUAGCAGGAUCCACACUGGAGAGAAGCCCUACAGCUGUGACCUCUGUGGUAAAAGCUUUAGACAGACUGGGGAUUUGACAGCUCACCGCAGAAUCCACACAGGAGAGAAGCCAUACAGCUGUGACCUCUGUGGUAAAACCUUUGGCAAGAAAAGCAAUUUCACAGCUCACUGCAGGAUCCACACAGGAGAGAAGCCCUACAGCUGUGACCUCUGUGGUAAAACCUUUAGCCAGGCUGGCAGUUUCACAAUUCAUAGCAGGAUCCACACUGGAGAGAAGCCAUACAGCUGUGACCUCUGUGGUAAAACCUUUAGCCAGGCUAGCAGUUACACAGCUCACCGCAGAAUCCACACAGGAGAGAAGCCAUACAGCUGUGACCUCUGUGGUAAAACCUUUAGCCGUGCUAGCAGUUACACAGCUCACCGCAGAAUCCACACAGGAGAGAAGCCCUACAGCUGUGACCUCUGUGGUAAAACCUUUAGCCAGGCUGGCAGUUUCACAAUUCAUAGCAGGAUCCACACUGGAGAGAAGCCCUACAGCUGUGACCUCUGUGGUAAAACUUUUAGACAUGCUAACAGUUUCAGAGCUCAUAGUAGGAUCCACACUGCUAUUUAUGUCCAACAAAUGACAUAUUGA
Hypomesus transpacificus is the source of this 2199-nucleotide messenger RNA. Its product is annotated as zinc finger protein 260-like. The coding region runs from base 1 to 2199 and encodes 732 amino acids. NCBI's taxonomy places the organism in Eukaryota, Metazoa, Chordata, Actinopteri, Osmeriformes, Osmeridae. The transcript has 5 exons. The record is from RefSeq and is a predicted model, not a curated record.